UGCAGCUUAACCAAAUAAACAACAAUUUCUGAGACCACUGCAACCGAAAGCUUAGCCAAAUCGAUAUAUAGAGGGUGUCUGUCAUCAACCGAUCCGGACAACCGAUCUUCUAGUAAUGCACUACACCAAGGCAUGGCUGAAAGACAGGACAAUGAGGUAGAGGAGGCAGACCAGGUUUUCCUGCUUAUGAAGGAGGAGUACCGCAUCUCUCGCAAUGUCCGUCUUGCCUGGUUCCUGAGCAAACUCAACCAGGUCAUUCAGCCCUCGCCUAAGGCUGAAUUGGACAAGUCGGAGAAUGAGCUAGACGUUCUGAGUAUCCUGCCCAAAGGAUGGCAGGCGGAUUUUUCUCCCUCUACCCUGCCCUACCAGCUGGUGCCGGCCUCGUGCGUCAACUUCCUGGCGCGCCGCUACCGCUUCAUCAUAGAGCUGGACCUCAGCCCCUCCACAGGGAUUGUGGAUGACUGCACAGGUGAGAUGAUUUUCGACGAAGUGUUCCAUGCUCUGUCCCGGUGUCUGGCCGGCUUGGCCCGACCCUUUAAAGUGCCUGGAACAGACCUGCUCUUUAAGCCCAUGGUGUUCAUCACCAUCCUGGCCUACUCCUCCAUCAUUGGACUCAACACUCACCAGGUGUUGGUGCAGGGCUGUCAGUUGGAUGGGACUGACCUGGAUAAGUUCCUGCAGCAGAUCUAUCAGCAGCUGCGAGCUGUGGAGAACAACAUCGCCGAGGUGCUUCAACAGCAGAACGACCAGGCCAGGGGACAGCAGUGUGAUGGAGGCUCCAUCUGCCAUGGGCUGCCCAGCGACGUCAUGGAAGAAGAGCCUCAGAGGAAGCUGGGAGUUUCCAUGGUGACGGCGGAUGUUGGACUAGUCAGUAUGGUACGGCAGGGUAUCCUCGCCCUCCAGCUCCUGCCCCCAAACUCCAGCGCAGGUAUAAUCAUCAUCACCGAUGGAGUCACCAGUGUGCCGGACGUGGCCGUGUGUGAAACCCUGCUGAACCAGCUGAGGAGUGCCACGAUUGCCUGCUCUUUUGUCCAGGUGGGUGGAGCAUACUCGUACGACUGCAGUUUUGGCUACAUCCCCAACGUGGAGCUGAUGAAGUUCAUCUCCCUGGCCACGUUCGGCUCGUACCUGUCCACCUGUCCCGAGCCGGACCCCAGCAGCCAGGAGAUGAACACCUACCACAAGGCUUUCCUCACCUACUCCUUCCUCAAGACCAGCGAGUCACUGAACCCGGAGUACUACUGCUUUGCUCAGCACAAGCUCUUUAAUGAACACCUGGUGUCGACCAGUGGGAAUCCCGCGCUCAUGAUGCGGCGGAAGAAACACACGGAGAAGGAAGUGCACGCGGACCUGGUCAGCGUGGUGUCCGUGCGACUCCGAGAGGGCUACACCAUACGCGAGAUCAGCCUCUGUAAAGGGGGCACCCAGCUGGAGGUGAAGCUGGUGCUGCUGUGGAAGCACAACAUGCGGAUCGAGUAUCUGGCAGUGGCCUCCUGGCCCCUGGAGCCGGCCAACCGCACCACCUGGGUGGAGGUGUCCAUGGAGGGCAGCUACGACAUUCUGCACGACAUCAGCUGCACCAUGAAGAAGCCCAUCACCAGCCCCUACCGCACCUCCGUCAUCCGCCGCUUCUGGAACACGCUACAGAGCAUAAACCAGACGGACCAGAUGCUGGUCCACUUGCAGUCCUUCAACUCAAUCCCUGAGCACUACACCAUUCCUGAGAGCACAAAGAACGGAGUACCACUCUUCUACAUCCCCCCUGGAUCCACCACCCCUGUUCUCUCCCUGCAGCAUAGUGGCUCCAAAGACUCCAGCCAGUCCCAGUUUGCCUCCUACUGGAAGCCCAUCCUCUCCAUGGACGCAAACUUCUGGCAGCGUUGGCUGCACAUGCACCGCAUCGCCAUUAUCCUGGAGCAUGACACGCCGGUACCUAAACAUGUGCACAACGCUGGCAGCAACGGGCGCUUCAGCACCAUCCAGUGCCGCAUCUCCCACUCAGCCCUCACCUCCCUGCUGCGGGACUGGAGCAGCUUUGUGCUGGUGGAGGGCUAUUCUUACGUCAAGCUCAUCUACAGUGCUUCAGACCAGCCACCCACUUCCUUCUACCUGGUGCGGCUGAUCUCCAAAGCCCCUUGCAUGGUGCUGCGACUGGGCUUCCCUAUUGGAACCCUGGCUCAUACCAGGAACAAGAUUGUGGACGAGCUGCGGGAGCAGAUCCUGAGGCUGCGCUUCCCCCACCGUGUCCAGAACAAGGAGGCCACGCCCAAGACCAAGAGGAAAGUGCUGGGCAACAACACCUCGCCCUCCAAAUCGCCGCCACUUCCGGCCCUUAAGCCCGCGCUGUCUGACCGGCCCUGUGUGGUGCUGCUCCACAAGCCCCUGGAGAAGAUGCUGAUCAGGUACGAGAAGCUCCCACUGGACUUUCGCACGCCCUUCAUCCUCAACAUGGAGCCGUUCGCCCAGCCACCCAACAUGGCCGUUCCGCUGAGUUCGGCGGCCGGCCGCACGGCCUCGUCCACGCUGGCCUCACUCUCGCGCUACUUCCUGCACCAGCGCUGGGUGUGGACUGUGCAGAGUGGCCUGGGCCCUGCCGUCUCCCUGCAGGCCGUGGCCCACAUCCUCUCCAUGUUGGCCGAGAUUCGCAUCUCCGAGGGCUUUCACUACGCUGCCAGCGGGGAGGGCAUUGUCAACAUGGUGACAGAACUUCCGAUGAAGGGCCAGCCUGUUGGCGUGCAGGAGGAGAGUCACACCUGCAUAGUGCAAUACAUCCUUUUCCCCCCACACUCUACCUCCACAAAGGACAGCUUUUCCACCGACGAUGACAAUGACACUGAGGUGGAGGCCAUCGACGUGGACACGGAGUUGAACCUGGUGACGGAGUGCUGGGUGGAGCCCCAGAGCGGGACUGUGUUGAGCACCCUGGAGCAACAGCGCCACCUACUGGGGCUCACCUACCAGGAGAUCCCGCAGGCAAUAUUCCCCCGAGACGUGGCGUGCAUGUCCACCAUGAUGACCUUCGAGUACCUGAGCCAGUUGUGCCAGAAUAAGGAGCAGGUGUACCCCUUCUGUUGCGCCAAGGACACUGCUGAGGGUGACGUUCCUGCCAGUACUGAGAGCAUCCAGACGGUGCCCUUCCAGUUCGACUUGAUGAAGCUUCUACCCAAGUGCCAACAGAUCGAGAUUUUUUUCCUCACCCUUAGCAGAGCGGAGAAUGAGGAGGUACUCCAGGGCGCCCCCUCUCUGCCCAACGAGCUCCUGCUCAGCCUCUUCCACAGCUCCCUGCAGCAUGACCUCAGCGACCGUGAGAUCCCGUUGGCCGACGUGGACCAUGUGACCUUUAUGCAUCACAUCCUGGGCAGGGAAAGGGAGGGUCAUGUAGCCCCUUUCUCCCUGCCUGUUAUCAAAGAGGAGUGUCUGAAGCCCCCAGAGAGGCAGGACACGGUCAUGUCCAUCCACACCAUCGGGAGCAGCAAAGAUGCCACUGGUUCCACCAGCACUCUGCAGAGUUUCAGCAAUGCGGAGCUGGUGGACGAGGAGCAGCCGCUGGAGGGCCGAGGGGGGAGCUCCAUACCCCAGUGGAAGUGCUAUGUCAAAUAUGUCAACUCCCAGCAAAUCUUUCUCACCUUUUUACCUGCCACCUUCACUGACGUGCAGAUCCUGAUGUCCUCAGGGCUGGAGACUGAGCUUACAGCCAACGGCAGUUUCCAGGACGACGAGCACACCCUUAACCAGUCCCAGACGGACUCCCACUCCCACUCCGGCUCCGUCAACGGGCUGGCGGACUCUGGGGGUACUCAGGAGCCCUUCUCCCCACUGCUGUCCCCCACCAGCCUGGCCACAGAGCAGGGGGCACUGGGCAGCCUGGGCAGCCUGGCCUCCCUGGCAUCAGAGCAGGGGGCACUGGGCAGCCUGGGCAGCCUGGCCUCCCUGGCCUCAGAGCAGACCAACGGGACCGCGGAGGAGCGAGAAGGCGUUCAGUUUGCUGAGCCGCAGCGGCGUGACCUCCACAUCACCUUCAGCCGCCAGGGGUCCCAGCAGAGCUCGGGCGACGCUGCUCGCCCCCGCUGUCCCGUCUACGUCUACAACUGCUCUCUGGACACCCUGAAGGAGCAGCUGGUCAACUCCAACGCUGGCCGCCAACCCCGGGACGUCUUCCUCAGGUCUCACUCCCAGGAACGCUGCAGCGCCCCCUCCUGGACAGAGCUGAUGCACCCCCACAAGCACAAAGAGCUGGCCAACUACUGCAGCCUCUUACAGGAGCAUUACCACCAGAGCUAUGUCAAAGGUGUGUACCGCAGCCUGCAGCAGUCGUACGGUAUCAGCUCCCAGGACGUGCUGACGACCAUGGACUACUGCGAGGAGUCGCUGCAAGAGAUCGACAUCACGGCCUUCCUGCAGACGCUCUGCGGCCAUGUGCGCGUCUUCAAGGAGCGCCACCGCGCCUUCGGGGGGCCAGGGGCCCCCGACCCCCCCAGUGCACCAGCCACCUUCAUCCUUGGGGAGGCAGAGGAGGAUGGCCCGAGGGAGAGGCCCGCCCUGGUCUCCUCCUUCAGCGUUGACCUGGAGGAUGGGAGCGAGGUCGAGAGUAGAGAUUGGUCAUCCGACCCCACCUCUCCACUCGCCGCAGACGAGCCCAAGUCCUCCAGAUUCCCAGAAUUCCCUCUGUCACUCCUCAGCUCCCAGCAGAAGUGUGAAGUGUAUCCAGAUCUCCACAAGAUUAUACAGGAUAAAUUCAUGGAGAUCGGUGCUCAAUACUUCAAGACGGUGCCUUCCAACCCACACUAUUUCUUCUACUGCCCGCCAUCGUCCAAGAAAGAGGAGGAUGUUGAGUGUGAGGAGGAGAGGAGGCCCAGUGAGGAGAUGGAGGUGUCCGAGGCAGAGCUGGCUACGGAGGACGAGACCAUGUCCGGCUGUCGCAUCGUGACGGAGAGCGACACGGAUCUGGAGGUGGAGUACCGGGAGCAGGCCGUGCGUCGGAUGGACGCCCUGGGCAGCAGUGGCGGCGAGGAGGAGGGUCCAGGCGGUGGUUAUGGCGCUGGGGGCAGAGGUGGAGGAGGCGAGGGCGAGGACGAGUCUCUGUCGGACUCGAACACCAUGAACCAGGACGAGGACUCCUUCAGCAUCCUGGACGGAGACUCGCUGCUGGAGGCCGAGGGGCCACAGCCCGAGAUGCCCCCGCUGUUCGUCCACCUCACCUGCUCCGUCAACAUCAAGAGCAGCCACGGCUCCAUGCCCAUCCAGACACUGCCCACCUGCCUGGGAGAGGUCAUUUCUUGCCUGGAGAACAAAGAGUCCCUUCAGUCAGUUGACCUGGGCGACCUUUCGGUUACACUGGACAUUUUUGUCCUGACGUUGCCCCUGGAGAUAGAGGUCAUCCCUUCAGACUUCCAUCAUAACAGGUACACGUCGGAGUCCAGCGUGUCUUUGAACCGCUCUCCUGGCCAACCGUCGUCCUACCGCUCCGACGAGGAGCUCAUGGGGGUGCUGGACCUGCGGGGCGUCGGCAUGGACGGGGUCUCGGGUGAUCCCCUGUCCAAACUGCCUGUUCCUCAUAAAAUGGCAGUGUUGGCCACCAUGGAUGAGAUCCGCUGGCUGCUGCAGGAUGAGAUCGUCUCAGCUCUACGGCACUCUCGCAUCAUCAACACGUCCACCCUGCAGAAGGUGGCCAAUCACGUGUGCCGCUCCUGCGGACGUCCACGAUGCCACUACGAGGUGGUGCCCCUGCAGUUUGUGUUUGGGCCCGAGCAGUCGCUGGAGAAGUUCAAAGAGGAGUUCAGGCGCCUGUCCUUCACUGGUUAUGUUCUGAACGGGGAGCAGGAGAACUUCCACUACAUGUCCCUGAGUCGGCUUCACCCUCAAAGGCUGCAAGCGGUCAAGCGCCUCUCAGAGAGCACCGCCUUCUCCAGGGAGCAGACCAAUCACUGCCCUGAACCAGAGGAACCUGCCAGCACCCAGGCCAGUAGCUACUCCCCACGCAAAGCUCCUGAGGUCAAAGCUGAAGCAGAAAGCAGGGAGGUGGAAGCUGAGCUCCUUCAGACGCACAGCGAGGAGAGGAAGGAGGAGGAGGACCGCCAAGCAGGAGCGGCAGGAGCAGCAGGAGGGGAGGCGGCAAGCGAGCCUCUCCCUGCGCCCGAGACGGCCAGCGAAGCGGGCCGGGCGAAGGCUCUGGGGCGUCCAGACUCUGAGGAGGUCCGCUCCCAGAGCUCGGCCACCAGCAGCACGGCGCAGCUCCAGGCCAGCAGCAGCACUGACCGCUCCUCGGAGCACACGUCGCCCCCCAAAACCCCCUCCGCCGUCAGCCUUGCGGAGUCUGUGCAGUCCACCACUCACAGCAGUGGGAAGCUUCGGCCCAGUCGCGUGCAGAGUGUGGUGUCCAGUCAAGGCAGCCUGGACUCAGACAUGUUGGGCUAUGACGGGGGGAGCAGCGACUCGGAGUGCGAGAGUCCCACCCUGGACGAGCAGGAGACCCAGAGUCCACUCAUGCCGGACUUCUGGCUCCUCCUCAAGAUCCACCAAGACCGGGUGGAAGUCUUCUCCCACUCAAGGAGUCUGAUCGGGGGGAAGGAGGGAGGAGGCUCGGGGGAGGAGGAAGAGGAGGAGAUCCCAGAGUACCUGAGGCUACAUCAGCUGCUCGUGAGAAAGAUCGGCGAGAUCUGCCGCAUCGUUAACCAGCGCCUCCUGCUGCAGGACCUUCACGACAGCCACGUGUGCAACUCCCUCCUGGUGGCCGAGAGUGAGGAGGAUAUCUGGAAGAACGAGUCCCUGUACAGACAGAGGGUGGCAAACUCCGAUGACUACAACGCAGAUGAGAGCUACCAGCCACGAGACUACCUAGCGGCCAACAUGCAGUUCAUUCCGGGCCACUUUGCCUGUGAUGUGGUGUGGAGCACGGUCAUUCACAUUCACCCCCGACUAAAGAUGGGGCCCAACAUGGGCGUGUCCCGAGCCAUCCAGGCCCUGCGGUCUGUGCUCAGUGCUUUCUGCGUGGUCAACAGGAAGAACAUGUUCGUCUACCAGGAGCGCACCACCAAAUCCGUCUUCUACCUCAGACUCUCUGAGACGUCCCAGACAGGGAAGUACUCCGACCUGGAUGGCAACCUGCACAUGGCACGCUCUAUGGGCUUGGCCCGCAGCCAGGAGCCCCUCUACUCCGAGGACCUCACGGGGUCCCGCUCCUCGCUUGAGGGCUCCAGACCGGUUGGACAAGUGGACAAACACAUCCUCCUGCUGGUGCAUGGUGUGGGCAGUGCAGGUCCUGAGAUCACAGACGAGCUAGUGAAGGUCCUGCGUAAGCGUCUGGAUGAGGCCACGCUGGACAUCAUCACGGUGAUGCUCGUCCGCAACUGCAAACUGACCCCGGCUGACGUGGAGUUCAUCCAGCCCCCUGGUUCCCCAGCCACGGAGGUGAUGGAGUUCUCCCUGCCCCAGUACUCGCUGUGCUGGUUGCCGGCUGUGGCCCACUACCUCAGGCAGAACCUGCUCAUCUUCUUGCACAUCCCCAAGUACACCGACAGCAACAUGGAGCACCACUUCAAGCACUACUUCCACUUGAGCAGUGAGCUGCCAGACUCCGACCUCUACCUCUACAACAAGCCUGGAGGCCAAGGGACCGGAGGAAAAGGUAUCGCCUGCAUUGCCCUGUCCUUCGUUGAUGCGGAUGGGCGCCCCCUACAGGUCCCCGCGCAGGAUGGCACGUCUCCCCUCAAAGGAGGAGACACCUCGACCAUCUCGCUCGAUCCUGACCAGUUUGACCUGCUGACCACUGUGGUCAAGGUGGAGCCCUCCCACAGCCAAGUCCCAGGUCCGUAUGUGCGCGUGCGGUUCGACGUGUGGGAGCAGGGGAACGUCAGCCCCCUCCAGCUGACGGACAAGCUGCGUGGUGCCCUGCGCCAUGCCCUCUGUGACGUGGUCAUGGAGCUGCGGGUGCUGCCCAACCCCCUGUGCCAGGAGACGUUCUGCCUGCCCACCGGCCCGCCCAGGGACGAGACCAAUGGUCUGCUCACUCUGCCCCAAGCGGCCGCUAAGGAGGUCAGGGAGGUGCGCGACAGCCCCCGGCGCCUCAGCGGGACUCAGAGCCUGCGGAGCAGCCCCUCGCCCCUCACCCUCAACCCCCUCGGCAACACCGCCACCCCCAGCACGGGCACCAGCACGCCCGAGUCUACCACCCCCACCGGGAAGACCACGCGACGCAGCUUCUGGGAAAUCCUGAGCAAGCCGGACUCGUCGGAGCUGAGCAGUCCAAAGACAACAGACGACAUCAUGCCGGAGCGGGGCGAGGACACUCGGGCCGGACGGCGCCGCCACAAGACCGAGAUGGUCAAGCAGCAGUGGAGCCAGGAGCGGAACGUGGCUGUAGAGUUGGAACAGGCCCAGAGGAGGCACGUGGUGCAGCUGGAGGAGGGGGAUGUUGGGACGCUCCACCCCACCUACCACCUUACCUAUCAGCCCUGGGUCGUGUUCAUGUCCAAGAUGGGCUGUCCGUCAAUACAGCAGUGCACGGCCGAGAUCACCUCUCACUUCCUCCUGCCCUCCAUCCUGGCCGAGAUCGCCGGCUUGGUCAGCUCUCUGGCCAGCGACACGGUCGUGAAGGUUUUUGAGAGAACAAGUUGUCCCCAGGGAGACAUCUUUGUUCCCUUGCCUCACAUCCAGCACACUAGCCAGGCACCUGCGUCUUCCAGGAGCUUCAUGCUCAUUGGACGGAAUUUCCACCAAUGGCAUUGUAGCACAGAGCUACAAGGCUCCUUCCAGGACGACAGUUCAGAUGAGGAAAGCCCUCCAGUGCUAAAUAGGUUCACACCUCAUAAGGGGCUACAGCGCUUCGAGGCACUGGAGCAGAGCGACUGGUACAGCCCGGGGCAGACUGCGAGGGGGGUGGCGCCGCGACAGAGGUUCCUCCACAUCCACGUCCUGGAGAAGAAGGUGACGCUGUAUGCGUAUAACUGGUCAGUGGAUCUGGGUGCGUCCCUGAACCGUGGCCUGGUCCGGCUGGUGCAGUGGCAGAAUGCGCGGGCUCACGUGAUCAACUGCCUGCUCAACCAGAAAAUGGGCCUCUUCCACCACUACUGCUUUGCAGACAUACCGGCCCACGAAGACCUCAAACAAGAGCCCAACUCGUUCCUGAACUCCACCAUGGAGGCGGAGGCGCUGCUGCGGAGCCCUGUGCCGCCGGUGCCCAGCAAGGAGCAGGGAGGUCGGCUGGGCAGCUCGUCGCGCGUGCUGGCCCCUCUGCACUUCCCCUCGGACCUGGUGCCCUUCGACGAGGCGCUGCGUGACGUGGGGGCCCUGCGGCCGCUGGCCAGCUCCCAGGACGGGGGGGCCGACGUCGUGGCCCGGCACGGGGCUCAGCUGCUCGACGUCAAGGCUGCGGAGCGCAGAGAGAUGGAGAAGCAGUGUAAGAUUGAGAACCUGUUUGUGACGUGGCAGCAGAGGUCAGCCCAGUCCAACAUGCCCAUAUCGGUGGCAGAUCUGGACACUCUGAAGCAGUCGUCUCGGCUGGUGCACUACUGUGCUACUCCGCUGCUCUUUGACCCCAUCUUCCGCAAACAGAUCCAUGAGGAGCAGACCGUCCAGCAGCCGCCUGUCAAGCGGCGGCACAGGUCCAGCGACUCGGCGGCGUCGGGCCGGGACCGCAGCUACAGCACGGACUCGGCGGAGACGCUGCCCAGCCGCCUGCGGGAGGAACCCUGGCUGCAGGACAUCUCCAACACCUUCCUGCAGCAGUACGUCCAGUACCUGCAGAGCAUGGGCUUCAUCCUGGUGCAGGUGCGGCCGCAGUCCCCCGCACGCAGUAUUGCGCGAGCUCGAGCAGCCAUGCUUAGCUCUCUGUCCACGGAGGGCAGAGGCUCCUUCUCCUCCUUCUCCUAUAACAAGCAAAAGAGCAACGAAGACAGCCCCAAGCAGCAGAGCAGCGGAUCAGGAACUACCAUCUACCACCUCCAGAGGGCGCUGCCUGGAGGGAUUGUGCUGAUGGAGCUUGCCUUCCAGGGAUGUUACUUCUGUGUGAAGCAGUAUGCACUGGAGUGCUCACGCAUCCCAAUGGGACAAACGGUUAAUUCCCAGGGCUCCCUCCUCUCCAAAGUGCGUAGCCGGCCCUUCCCAGACUCCAGCUCUGGCUCAGACUCUGCGCUCUCCAUGCUCUUCACGGAGGAGUGUGAUAAGGUGCGGGACCUGAUGCACGUGCACUCCUUCAGCUACGACUUCCAUCUGCGUGUGGUGCACCAGUACCUGCUGGGCUCGCACAUGACCCUGCGCCAGGGCUACCAGCUCACCUGCUUCCUGGAGGACUUCAUCCGACACCACCCGGACAUCCCCAAGUUCGGACGCAACCACGUCUUCCAGGGGAGCUUCUCCAUCUCCACAGGGAUGACCACAGCUCACCAGCUGUAUAACUACAUCACGGACCACGCUGGCACCUACGGCAUGAAGCCCCUGCGCAUGUCCAAAGCCCCGCCCGCCCCCGAGAGCAAGAAGGGGGCACCCAGCGCUGACCUGCACGAGUACGCCCUGGUGGCCCUGUGGAACAGCUCAGGGACGUUUAAGGACCUUGACGGCCUGCGUCACCAUGACGACUUUGACGUGUCCCUGCUGGUGUGUCACAACGCGGCGCCGUUUGAGGAGCAGUCAGAGGGGGAGAGGCACCUGCUCAGGUUGCGCUACUAUGUGAUUAUGACAAGCCAGCGUGAGCUCUUCCCAAGGCUGACCGCCGACAUGCGGCGCUUCAAGAAGCUCACGCAGAUCCACCGCGACCCACCAGCCCCGACCCGCGCCUGCCCACCGACUGCCCCCAACCCGCUCGGGGUGCCCCGCGACUCCGAGUCUGACCUCUGGGACGACGCCUCCUCCACCAUCCCCCACCUCCCUCAGCACCCACCCCGACGCUCUCCUCGGCCGCCAGCCCCGGCGGCGACGGCUCCUUGGACCCCGGCGUCGCCGCGGCGACGGCCGCACCGGCCCAGGACGGAGGCCCCCGAGACGGGCCUGACGUACGUGUCGUCGUCGCCCCUGUUCCCCCUGCUGAGCUCGGAGGUGAGUGCGGCGCACCGCAAGAUCCAGAGCAGCGUGGAGCAAGCCAUGGGUCACUGCCGGAGGGACAACCUGUGGCGCCGGCUCUUCCACGGCGAGCACCUGGCCUCCGACAAGCUCAAGCUGAGCAAGCUGGCCUUCGCCGAGCUCGAGGAGCUGCUGCAGGCCGUGCAGAGCCAGUCUGUGGGAGAGGUGGACCCGCAGCUGGACUGCUUCCUGACCAUGAGCCCCAGCUGGUACCAAAGCCUCAUAAAGGUGCUCCUCACCCGCUUCCCCCAGAGCUGCAGGCACUUUGUGGACGACAGUGGCAUCCAAUACCUGGCUGUUCUGAAUCAGAAGUUCACCGACUGCUUUGUGCUGGUCUUUCUUGACGCCCAGGCGGGCAAAACGAGUCUGAAGGUGGUGUUCCGGGAACCCCUCCCCACCCAGCAGCCGCCCAGCACAAGUCCCCCGCCACAGCUGGUCUCCAUGUACCACCACCUGGAGUCAGUGGUCAAUACCGCCUGCUUCAACCUCUGGACCGGCCUCCUGUGAAGAGGCGGAGAGGGACAUGGAGAGGGAGGGAGGUGGAGGGGGGUAUGGGGUGUGGGGGAUGGAGAGCACUGGAGUGGGAAUUGUGGCUUGCCACUGUUGUCAGAUGUUAAACUGUGCCGCGGGUAUUAAGUGUGUGUGUGUGUGUGGUGAGUCGGGGGGGUGCUGCUGCUUCUGCUGCUGCCAUGUAGUGCCAAAUGUAGGACACAUCCUCCAUGGGCCCCCGGUCAUUUACCCCCCCCCUCUCUCUGAGAUCCAUUGAUCUCAAUCACUCUCAACAACACUGGCCAGAGAAGCUGAGCUGCGUAGCGUAGCGCUGCACUACGCUAACACUGACAGUCCAUUUCACCUGAAGGAGGCUUAUUCAGCGCCAGGCCACGCCGUGCCAUGCCGUGACUUCCUGGUCACUCGCCACUCAAGUGGGCAUUUGGCCCUUCUACUGGGCACUUUACUGGCACACAAUGAGGCGAGGGUUGAACACUACCUCAUCACGAAGGUCUCCCUUUUUUUUUUUUUUUUUCGACUGAAAAACUCUCAAAUCUGAAGUGCUUAUUGUACCGGGGCAGCGUACCAUGAGCUUCCCAUUUAUGCAAUUUUGUUGCCUUUACAAAAAAAACAAAAAACACUUGGCCAAUUGGCCACAGAAUGCAUGCCGUUCUCGACUGCAUCGACUGCAGAGAGAGAGGCCGAUUGUGCCACAUCGGCCUUAAGAGCAUUUCAGGACUGCACUUGUUUGCCGAAGCAAUUUUCAUCUCUCUCUCUCUCUCUGUUUCACGUAUUUCUCUUCACUGUGUCCUUUGGUAACUUGCCUAGCUACCCACAUCUUAUCUACUUGAGUGUGUUAGAAUGUGAAGCAGAACUGCAGCCUUGUUCUCAUCCUAAGCGUUUGGAGAGGCGGGUAUGAAUGUGUCAAAUAACUGUUAACAUUAUGUUUCCUCUCUCAACAUGGUGAAAGUUUUGUAGUGUAACAUUUGGUGUAACGUUUUAAUAAGUCCCCUCCACCCCACCCAACAUCCCACUUUAUCUUUCCUCAGACCCACAAAGUUCACUCACCUCGGGCUUAGUCUCUAUGGGGAGAGUCUUUAAUAAAAAAGUAUUGUGUAGCAGGAACAGACUCCAUCAUAGGACAGAACUUAAGCAGACCAGUUUACUGAUGAAUUGUUUUCCGUUAUUGUGGAGCUUGACAACAGAACUCAAACAGAACGUUGGAAAGUACCUGAAAUUCUCAGUUGUUGCCCAGCAUGUAUAAAUAUUCUAUACCUCGGUUUCCUGUAUACAUCUUGCGUGGUUGAGAAAGGAAGUCAGACAGACACGACCACCCGUUUGUGUGUGUAGUGCUUUAGUGUAGUGCUCUGAGCAGCAACCGUUGGUUCGGAUCCGGCCUAAAUGUGGUCCAGAUCUGGCCCGUUUACAGUCAGCUGCCAUGUCUGCCUACUCGCUCUUGACCAGGGUACAAUUCUCUGCAGAAUUCUUUUUAUUUCUUUAUCCUCCUCCACCGAGGCAAGUGAGAUCGCGGCCAUAACAGCUGUCAGUAGUGGGUAAUUGAUUUCCGCCCACCAUUUGUAUUUCUACAAUGUCAGACGUGCUCCCUAAUCCCCCCCCCCCCCCCCCGCUCACUGCCAUAUCUUCAUCCCCGAAGUGCCUUCCUUCUCUCUCUCUCCUCUCGCCCGCCAUUCCUUAACGAUGCAACGCAAGCAGUGAUAUUAUAUUAUUGUGUCGACCUUGCAAGGAGAAUCUCCAAAAAUCCAAUUAGGCUUCUGAUUAAUUCUGGCACAGUGGCGGGCCGACCCGAACCGAGAAGCCUACCAGACCCCAGUUUACAGAGAGGACAGGAGGGAUGAUGAAGGGGAAAAGAAAGAGGGGGAAAAAAGAAGGAUGGAAGGAAGGGAGGAAGGAAGGGGUCUGAUUUGUCAAGGCAUCCCAAUUUGGUGCGCUGACGCCACCCACACAAACAUCUUGGAGCUGUACUAUACAUUUAUUGCAAUACUGAGUCUACACGACCUUAAGUUCACUUGAAGGAAACCAAAAAUAAUUGUGUACGUUUUUUUUUUGUUUGUUUGUUUUUCUUUUGUAUGAGUUCCUCAUUUUAAGGGGGAUAAAACAAUUAAGUAUUGAUUGUGGGCUUUUAAGCAAGACGAUGUACAUUUUAAGAUCCACAAAGAUGAGACACUGGAUAUUUAAUGUAAUCUAAUACUUAUUACAAAAUGCUAAUGAUUGGCCGUUCAUACAGUAGUAUUUUGAGGCAGUGUUAGAAUCGAGGUGAACUGCUGUAAAUGAUGUACUUACAAAUGGAUUUGUAACUAUUCACUGCAAACAAAAAUAAAAACCAAAUGGUCAGUUUAUGACGAGGA
Alosa sapidissima (American shad) is the source of this 13907-nucleotide messenger RNA. RefSeq names its product SZT2 subunit of KICSTOR complex (gene szt2). The transcript is spliced from 75 exons. Bases 133 to 11559 code for a protein of 3808 amino acids. Lineage: Eukaryota; Metazoa; Chordata; Actinopteri; Clupeiformes; Clupeidae. The record is from RefSeq and is a predicted model, not a curated record. Gene Ontology annotation, cellular component: peroxisome.